Messenger RNA from Nelumbo nucifera (sacred lotus), 2989 nucleotides. Its product is annotated as protein REVEILLE 1. Lineage: Eukaryota; Viridiplantae; Streptophyta; Magnoliopsida; Proteales; Nelumbonaceae. The record is from RefSeq and is a predicted model, not a curated record. Gene Ontology annotation, molecular function: DNA binding.
UCUCUCCCUCUCUCUCUCUCUCUCUCUCUCUCUGGUUUUCUCUUGUUCCUGUUCUUCUUCUUGCUUCUCUCUGUCACAGUCUCGCUUCUUCACUUCUCUUUCUCUUUUUCCUGGUGGAGCAUUCAGGAACGUGGCUUUGGGUUUUUGGCGAAUUUGGGGGGAUGGAUCGAAGGAAGGAGGAAUGAUUUUGGGGUGUUUUGGAAGAACAUUUUGCUGUGUUCAGUGCUGCUUCUGAAGAUCGAUUCGUCUAGUGUGGCUUUCUUGGAAGAAAAGCUCGUUUGGAGAGUCGGGUUCUGUCUUUUUUUCCUUGGUUGGGGUGGAAUGUCGUUAUGAGUUGCGAAGUUAAGUUUGAUUCAUAGUUCUCUUCCUGUGUUUUUUCUGCUUGUAAGAUUUGUUUCUGUUGCUUGUGUUCUCUUUAAAAUUUUGCGGUGGAAAUCAGUGCUUUUGUUGGUUUCUGCUGUUCUAGGAAGGGGUUCUGGUGAAGUUAAUCACUGGAAUGUUUGGAGGUGGGAUUCUGGUGAACAGGACACGGGUUUAUUUUGAUCGAUUGGUGAAAUUGUUCAUUUAUAGGGUUUGUGGGAAGUUUAACUGGGAGGAAAUUUGAUACAAGGAAGUGGUGAAGUCGUUAUUUUUUGUAGAUCAAUGUUAAAGAUGAAUAAGGUGUUCUCUGGUUCUGUGAUUUCGGAAAAAAUUAACAGAAGGAAGGAACCUAAUUUUUUGUGCUUUGGAUCUUCUGUGGUUUUGGUCCACUGAUUGUGGUGGGAAAGUGGUUUUUCGGUUUCCCUGUUUAAUUGUAAAGAAUUUCUUUGCCGAAUAAAGAUUUCUGCAACCAAUCUGUAAGUUUGGAAGCGUUGAGCUUUUCUUUGCACAUUGUGUUGCGAUUCCGUGGAAUCUGUGGAAGGUUAGAAGAAAGAUAACUUUUUUCAGAACUUUUUCCAUUGAUUCAAGUUGGGUAAGGAAGACACUAGAACUUCUGUGGGACAAGAAGGUUAUCUUCAGUACUGGCGGGAUCCGAGGUCUCUGCUGCAAUGACUGUUCAGGAUAAUAGUGGAUGCUCAACUUCAAAUACAAUUGCCAUGGCAAGGAGCCAGACUUGUUUGGAUGUGGGUGCACAAUCAUUGAAUGGAGUCCAACUAAAGGAGAUCUAUUCAUGUGGAGAUGAAUUUCCACCCAAGGUCAGGAAGCCUUACACAAUUACCAAACAGCGAGAAAGAUGGACGGAGGAGGAGCAUAAGAAGUUCCUGGAAGCUUUAAAGUUGUAUGGCCGUGCUUGGCGCCGUAUAGAAGAACAUGUGGGCACAAAGACUGCAGUUCAGAUUCGAAGCCAUGCCCAGAAAUUUUUCUCCAAGGUGGUCCGGGAGUCAACUGGAAGCAAUGCAAGCUCUGUGAAGCCAAUUGAGAUUCCUCCUCCUCGGCCAAAGAGGAAACCCAUGCAUCCUUAUCCUCGCAAACUGGUCCACUCGCUUCAGAAGGGGAUCUCAGUUCCAGAGCAACCAGAAAGGUCCAGAUCUCCUAAUUUAUCAACUUCAGAAGCAAAUCAGUCUCCAAAAUCAGUUUUAUCUACAGUUGUUUCAGAUACAAUUGGAUCUGUAGCUUCAAAUCCACACAAUGAUAGUCCAUCACCAGUUUCAUCUGCUGCCGAUGCAAAUCCUGGCAGCUUGGUGCUUGCCGAACAAGAGAAUGGAAACCUGCCAUCCACUUCAUCGGUGGAGGAAGAUAGUGGGUAUCCAUCAUCAGUCCCAGUAACUGCUACCUCAAGCCCACAAGAUCAAUCUUCCACGAAAGUUGAUUGGGGUUCCAAAGACAAUGCAUGUGAUAAAGAAGGCGCAACCUCUGAAGCAUCCAUGAUAAGUCUUAAGCUCUUUGGGCGGACAGUGUUGGUUACUGAUUCCAACAGGCCAUCUUCUUCAAAUCUUGGGAGUAGAAAAUCACCGCCCUCUGAAAGCUGUAAGGACAGUGACAAGAAUGAUGAGAAACCCGGUAAAACACCACAACAGAACUCUACACAGAUAAACUUCUCCAUGGAGGCAAGCAGAAGUGCUUGGAGUCCAUGGCCUUGUGGAGCUCCCCCAAUGUUUUACUGCAUGCCAUUCCAGAAAGAAGACCCAAAUCUAGUAGAAGCCACUUCUUCUACUCUACCUUGGUGGGCCUUGUAUGGAGGUCUUCCAUAUCCUGUGAUGCCAUCCUUCAACCUCAACUCAAUACAAACAUAUCCUGAUACUUGUUUGGAAGAAACUUCGAAAAAGGACAUUAACAGGGAAGAGUCUCGCACUGGUUCCAAUACUUCCUCAACUAAUGAUGCUGGGGUAGGUGAGAAGAAUGAGGAUGUUGUUGACUUUCAAAAUCAAGAGCCUUCUUCUGAGGAUGUUGAGAAAGAACCAGCCUCUGUUUUUCUAUUGAAACCAAGUGAAACAUCAGCUUUCUCUGUGCUCAAACCCAUUCCUAACAAGUGCACAAAGGGUUUUGUGCCAUAUAAAAGAUGUUUGACAGAAAGAGAUGCCCAAUCAUCAGGGAUCAUUGGAGAAGAAAGGGAGACACAAAGGAUUCGGCUGUGUUUGUAGGCAUUUUCUUGUGGUCUCUAACCAUAUAUUCUAUCUACACAGGACAUUUUUCCUUUUAACAGUUUGGGAGCUGGUCCAGGAGAAGUGUCUCUGGAUUAUUGUAGUUUCAGCAGUUGGAUGGUCAUGAGUUAAGAUGGAAAGGGGGGAAACAUAGGGUUCAAGCAACCACCUCUGCUGCUUUGUAAAUCUCGGUUUUUUUCCUUUCCAUAACUGUGCAAAGUAUAAACCCUUGUCAGAGGUCUGGGUACCUGCAAUUUUUUUCCCUUUUUCCCCUCUAUUUGUUUCUCUAAUCUUUUUUUUUUUUUCCUCAGUAUCGAUAUCUGUAAUCUUCAAUAUUAAUGUCAGCUAUCGUAUUUUAUUUUAUUUUUUUCUCCUGAAGUUUAAUUUCUGGAAUUAUACUUAAUAAAAAAUCUCUAUUUUUCUGUGUA